CAGCGUGUCCUCGCCGGGCAACCGUCCUGGAGACCGACACUGCUGGCUGCAACAUGGACAUCAUCUACCCGCUGGCGGUGCCCAAGGGGCGCCGGCUCUGCUGCGAGGUGUGCGAGGCCCCGGCCGAGCGAGUGUGCACGGCCUGCACGGUCACUUAUUACUGUGGUGUGGUUCAUCAAAGAGCAGACUGGAGCAGCAUCCAUGAGAAGAUAUGUCAGCUGCUGAUUCCUCUGCGCACUUCCAUGCCCUUCUACAAUUCAGAGGAGGAGCGGCGGCACCAGCUGCAGCAGCUGCAGCAGCGGCAGAAGCAUUUGAUUGAAUUCUGCUACACCGUAGCCCAGAAAUACCUCUUUGAAGGAAAACAUGAAGCUGCUGUUCCAGCAGCUUUGCACUCGCUUCGCUUCCGCAUGAAUGUGCACGGCCUGAGUUCAGUAGAGCUUGUGCCUGCUUACCUGCUGUUGGCCGAGGCGAGCCUUGGUCUAGGACAGAUUGUCCAAGCUGAGGAAUAUCUAUCCCAAGCCCAGUGGACAGUCCUCAAAUCGACUGAAUGUCCUUAUGCCACCCACUCUUUACUGCAUCGGAACCUGGGACUUCUCUAUAUAGCUAAGGAAAACUAUGAGGAAGCCCGUUAUCAUCUGGCCAAUGACAUUUAUUUUGCCAGUUGUGCAUUUGGAACAGAGAAUAUCAGGACCUCAGGGGGCUACUUCCACCUGGCUAAUAUCUUCCAUGGCCUUAAAAAGUUGGACCUGGCAGACACGUUGUACACCAAGGUCUCUGAGAUCUGGAGUAAAUACUUGAGCGAUCGCUACCAAGUGCUCUCACAGGCUCGCAUCCAGCAGAUAGACUUACUGGGCAAGCGAUUUGAGACCGACACUGGCUUGGAUGAAGCCCAGGAAGCAGAAGCCAUUCAGAUCCUGACUUCAAUCUGGAACAUUCGAGAAUCUACAUCUAACACAGCCCCCCAAAAAACUAUCUUUGUUCUGAAAACCCUGUUCAUGCUUUACUACCUGAUGAUGAAUUCUUCAAAGGCACAAGAAUAUGCCAUGAGAGCCUUCAAUCUAGCCAAAGAACAGCAUCUCAGUGUCCAUGAACAAAACACCAUUGAAGAGUUACUAAGUCUUAUCUCAGCUGAAGAAGCUCACCCCAUUACUUAGUGACCCAUGAACUUGGCAUCAGGGGGCUGUUCAAGGGGCUGCUGAAUGUCUAAUAUAUUCCAGCUUGCACAACUGCUUUGAGGAACUACGACUUGCUGAAGUUCCGCCCCUUUUCCCUUGGGCCUGCACAUGUAGCCGUGUUUUUAUUCUUGCACAGAAUAUGUGAGGAAAUGUAGAGCUUUAGGCAUAGACAUCAGUAAAACAUCUUUAUCAUGACCUUUGCACUUG
Zalophus californianus (California sea lion) is the source of this 1382-nucleotide messenger RNA. It is a transcript of the gene ZMYND12, whose product is annotated as zinc finger MYND-type containing 12. Gene Ontology annotation, molecular function: protein binding. Lineage: Eukaryota; Metazoa; Chordata; Mammalia; Carnivora; Otariidae. The record is from RefSeq and is a predicted model, not a curated record. The coding region runs from base 54 to 1154 and encodes 366 amino acids. The transcript is spliced from 8 exons.